This is a messenger RNA of Pocillopora damicornis (cauliflower coral), 840 nucleotides long. RefSeq names its product U6 snRNA-associated Sm-like protein LSm1. Lineage: Eukaryota; Metazoa; Cnidaria; Anthozoa; Scleractinia; Pocilloporidae. The record is from RefSeq and is a predicted model, not a curated record. Gene Ontology annotation, cellular component: Lsm1-7-Pat1 complex; P-body. Gene Ontology annotation, biological process: deadenylation-dependent decapping of nuclear-transcribed mRNA. Gene Ontology annotation, molecular function: mRNA binding.
UAUUGAGACGCCUGACAAAAGUUAGUCCGUUUCCGCGUCGUGAGUUCAGCUGGAAUCCUUCGAUACAUCUCAGUUAUGAGCUUCCUUCCUGGGACAGCAAGUCUCAUCAAAGAAAUAGAUAAAAGACUUUUGGUUGUGCUGAGGGAUGGAAGAACACUCAUUGGAUAUUUGAGGUCCAUAGAUCAAUUUGCCAACCUUUUACUUCAAGACACCAUUGAAAGAAUUCAUGUUGGAGGAAAGUAUGGGGAUAUUCCUAGAGGCAUAUUUCUUGUAAGAGGAGAAAACAUGGUUCUAGCUGGAGAAAUAGAUGAAGAAAAAGAAGCUCAGUCUGAACUGGAGGAAGUGUCAGUACCUGAUAUUCUUGAAUUACAAAGAGAUGAGCAACUGGCUAAAGAAGAGCAAGAAAGAGUGAAAACAAAAGCCAAACUGAAAAGAGGCCUGCCUGUCAAUGUAUCUGAUACAUACCUCAAUCAUGACGAUGUUUUCAACUGAGUUUCUUUUGAAAAAUAACAAGACCAAGUAUGGAUAUCCUCUCUGAAUAUUGUUGAGCCAACAGUAUCAAACCAGGCAGUUGCUAAGCGAAAUGACACAUUUUCAUCUUGAAGUCAUCAGUUGGUGGACAAGAAGGUUUAUCUGGCCUUACAGGCAUUUGUCAGAAUGGCUUUAUUUUCUCUGACUGAUUAGGAAAGGCUUGACAACAUUUAUUUAUCAUAGGUAAUAUAUUUGUGGAAAGCUACCUGUAUAACCAUGUUGCUAGCAAUAAAAAGUUGUAAGCAUAUCAAAAGGAUGUGGCGCAUAAAAUGCAAAAAUUUCACAAAUAAACUUGCUCCAUAAAUAUAA